This is a messenger RNA of Cylas formicarius (sweet potato weevil), 1829 nucleotides long. RefSeq names its product general transcription factor II-I repeat domain-containing protein 2-like. The record is from RefSeq and is a predicted model, not a curated record. Bases 113 to 1093 code for a protein of 326 amino acids. NCBI's taxonomy places the organism in Eukaryota, Metazoa, Arthropoda, Insecta, Coleoptera, Brentidae. The transcript is spliced from 2 exons.
UAUAUAUAUAUAUAUAUAUAUAUAUAUAUAUAUAUAUAUAUAUAUAUAUAUAUAUGUCACGAAUAAAGCGUUAACUUGGCUAGUUUAUAAACCAGCUUAUUAAUUAAUAAGGAUGGCUUCUAAAAAACGAAACGUUGAUACAGAGUGUCGAAAUUUUAAUGAUGAUUGGAAAUGGAAAUAUUUUUUUACGGUAGUUAAAGAGAAAGCUGUGUGUCUCAUUUGUAACUCUAGUGUGGCAGUUUUUAAAGAAUACAAUUUAAAAAGACAUUUUGAAACGAAACAUGAGAAUUAUGCAAACAGUUUAAACGAAGAAGACCGAAAAAAACAUUUCGAAGAUUUGGCCACAAAAUUGUCUCGUCAACAAAAUAUAUUUGUAAAACAAAAUCGCUUGCAAGAUUCGGUGACGGAAGCAAGCUUUUUAAUAGCUAAACGUAUUGCUGAAUGCGGAAAACCUUUUUCUGAAGGAGAAUUUUUAAAGAAAUGCAUGUUGGAUGUUUGUAACGUGUUAUGUCCAGAACUUAAAAAUAAAUUCGAAAAUAUAAGCCUAUCUAGGCAAACUAUUGCCAGAAGAGUAGAAGAUUUAAAUGUGGAUAUAACUAACCAAUUAUCAUAUAAUAUAGAGUCAGCCAAUUUUUAUGCAAUAGCUCUGGACGAAAGUUGCGAUGUAAAAGAUACUGCACAAUUGUUAAUUUUUAUCAGAGCUAUAAAUGAUGAUUUUAAAAUCUUGGAAGAAGUUUUAGAAAUUGUUCCAAUGAAAGAUACAACAACGGGCGAAGAUCUGUUCCAGGAAAUUGAAAAGUGUUUUUUAAAGUACCAUAUUGACUGGAAAAAAUUGGUGAAUGUUACAACAGACGGAGCACCAAACAUGACAGGAAAAAAUAUUGGAGUAAUUAAACGCAUUGAAGAUAAAAUUUUCGAAAUCGAUCCCGAUCAUAAAAUUAUACCAAUACACUGCAUUAUUCAUCAACAUGUCCUAUGUAAAAAUGUUUUAAAAAUCGAUCAUGUUACCAAAAUAGUUGUAAAAUUAGUAAAUUUCUUAAGAGCCAAAGGAUUAAAGAACUUGAAGAACUUAAUACCACAUAUUCCGAUGUAAUAUACUACAAUAAAAUCCGUUGGUUGAGCUUGGGAAAGGUAUUAAAGCGUGUGUGGGAGCUUCAAGAGAAAGAAAAUGAGGAGUUUCCUGAAUUAACGGAUCCAGAUUGGCUUGGUGAUUUGGCUUUCUCUCUAGACAUCCUCACAUAUUUAAACGAAUUCAACACAAGUUUACAAGGAAACAAAAAUUUGCUUAUGAUUUAAUGCAGAAAUUAAAAGCUUUUAAAAUGAAACUUCUACUUUUUUCCACAAAUCUUGCUGAAAGCAAAUUUGAUCAUUUCCCAUCCUUAAAGACCAUUUCCGCAAUAAUUUUAAAAGAAAAAGCUCAAAUGUAUACUGAAAAUAUUCUGGCAUUACGACUUGAUUUUGAAAACAGAUUCGAAUGUUUUAACAGAAUAGAUAAAAUAUUGUCGAUUGUUAGAAAUCCAUUUACUGCAAAUAUUGAAGAAGCUUCUCCAGAUAUUCAAUUAGAAUUAAUUGCAUUACAGUGUGAUCAAUUAUUGCAUGAUAAAUAUCGAGAAGAGGAAGAUAAUUUGUGUAAUUUUUAUAAGCAAUUGGAUAGUAAAAAAUAUGUAAAUCUAAAAAAUCUUGCCAAAAAAUAUUUAGUAAUAUUUAGUUCAACUUAUAUUUGUGAACAGACAUUUUCUUUAAUGAAUCACAAUAAAAGUCCUACAAGAUCGAGAUUAAAUGAUUUACAUUUGGAGGCUGUAUUAAGAUUAGCCACCACAGAAAUUAAA